CUUCCUAGUUGCAACUCUCCGCCGUCUGGACGUCGGAGACGAAAAUGACGGAAGAGGCAUCGGCCGACGUCGUCCUCCACAACGCGUAUGUCGUUACCAUGGACGGCGCCCUCAUGGUCCUCCGGAACGGCGCCAUCGCGGUCGUGGGCGACCACAUCGCUGCCUUGGGCCCUUCGGCGGACGUCCUCGCGGCCUUCCCCCGCGCCGCUCAGACCCUCGACCUCGCGGGCCGUAUCCUCCUGCCCGGGUUCGUGAACACGCACGUGCACACGUCGCAGCAGCUCGCGCGGGGGAUCGCCGACGACGUUGACCUGUUGACGUGGCUGCACGGUAGGAUCUGGCCCUACGAGUCGCACAUGACGGAGGAGGACUCCUACGCCUCCACGCUCCUCUGCGGCAUCGAGCUCAUCCGAUCUGGGGUAACAUGCUUUGCCGAAGCAGGUGGCCAGUAUGUUUCAGAAAUGGCACGGGCAGUGGAAUUGCUCGGAUUGCGUGCAUGCUUGACAAAGUCAACAAUGGAUUGUGGUGAUGGGUUACCUCCAAAUUGGAGUACUUGCUCCACUGAUGAUUGCAUUCAGUCGCAGAAGGAUCUAUAUGGAAAACAUCAUAACACAGCUGAUGGGCGUAUCAGGAUAUGGUUUGGGCUGAGACAGAUCAUGAAUGCGACAGACCGGUUACUGCUUGAAACAAGGGAUGUCGCACAGGAAUUAAAUACCGGAAUCCAUAUGCAUAUUGCGGAAAUACAAUAUGAGAAUCAGCUUGUAAUGCGGACCAAGGAAAUUGAUCAUGGGACAGUUACAUAUUUAGAGAAAAUAGAUUUUCUGAGAAGCAAUUUGCUCGCUGCACACUCUGUUUGGUUGAAUGAGCCUGAGAUAAGUCAUUUUUCAAAGGCUGGUGUCAAGGUUUCUCAUUGCCCAGCAUCUGCAAUGCGGAUGCUGGGGUUCGCUCCUAUUAAGGAAAUGCUGGAUUCUGGUGUUUGUGUCUCUCUUGGUACUGAUGGAGCACCAAGCAAUAACAGAAUGAGCAUUGUUGAUGAGAUGUAUCUAGCCUCCCUUAUUAACAAAGGGCGUGAGGCCUAUAUCAGUGGUACAACAAACCCAACUGCACUUCCUGCUGAGACUGUGCUGGCGAUGGCUACUAUUAAUGGUGCAAAAGCAGUUCUGUGGGAUAAUGAAAUAGGAUCACUGGAGGUUGGCAAAAAGGCUGACUUGAUAGUGGUGAAUCCAUUUAAGUGGUCCAUGCUUCCAUUACAUGACAGCAUUGCCAACAUUGUUUAUUGCAUGCGGUCAGAAAAUAUUGAAUCUGUUAUGUGCAAUGGUCAAUGGAUUAUGAAGGAUCAGAGGAUUAUGAACUUAAAUGAGGAGGAGGUAAUUUCGGUGGCGGUGAAAAGAGCAACGGUCCUCCUAGGGCGAGCUGGGAUCAACCUCCCCGAAAGGAUGAACCACUUGUGAUAUUUACCAUGCUCUUCAUGCAUAACCUCUUGUGGUGCUGGAGAUUAGGCUGCAGCUGUAUGCAUGUUUGGCAGCGUUGUCCCUCUUGUAUGGUGCUGUGAUGCUUAUAGAGACCUCGCCAUGGCACAAUGGCUGCAGCAAGACUUGCUUUCCGUAUAGCCUCAAAUAAUGUGUUGUAUCUUGUCCGCAUUUUAGAAUAGAAGUUGCCAUGGAGGUUUGUCUGUCACUGCCAUGACGAGUGAGGUGGUAAAUGGUUGCUUGUGGAGGAUAAACAAACCAGAAUGUUGCUUGUGGAGGACAAACAAACCAUAAUGUUGCUUGUGGAUGGUUAAAAUGGAAGGAGAAGCAAAAACUCAUCUCA
This is a messenger RNA of Lolium perenne, 1812 nucleotides long. RefSeq lists its product as uncharacterized. The record is from RefSeq and is a predicted model, not a curated record. Gene Ontology annotation, molecular function: hydrolase activity, acting on carbon-nitrogen (but not peptide) bonds. Lineage: Eukaryota; Viridiplantae; Streptophyta; Magnoliopsida; Poales; Poaceae.